Messenger RNA from Echinops telfairi (small Madagascar hedgehog), 1179 nucleotides. Its product is annotated as isocitrate dehydrogenase [NAD] subunit gamma, mitochondrial-like. Gene Ontology annotation, cellular component: mitochondrion. Lineage: Eukaryota; Metazoa; Chordata; Mammalia; Afrosoricida; Tenrecidae. Gene Ontology annotation, biological process: tricarboxylic acid cycle; isocitrate metabolic process. The transcript has a single exon. The record is from RefSeq and is a predicted model, not a curated record. Bases 1 to 1179 code for a protein of 392 amino acids.
AUGGCGCUAACGUUGCUGAGGUCGACCAAGGGCACAUUGGAGGAUAUUUUCCGACCUAACGUUCUCUGUCGUCUUUGGGACUGUUUACUCGGACAAACAACCUCUCAGAGGAGCAUUUCUUAUCGACCUCUAUCCGCCACAAAUAUUGGAUAUGAGUUGAUUCCUCCCUCUGCCAAGUAUGGUGGGCGGCACACAGUGACUCUGAUCCCUGGUGAUGGAAUUGGUCCUGAACUUAUGGUGCAUGUCAAGUCUUUGUUCACACAUGCGUGUGUGCCUGUGGAUUUUGAGGAGGUACAAGUGGACUCCACUUGUAGUCCCGAGGACUUCCACAGUGCCAUCUUGUCCAUCCGUCGGAAUGGUGUGGCACUAAAGGGCAACAUCGCCACAGACCAUAACCUGCCAUCCACUCACUUGUCCCGCAACAGCCUGCUGCGGAAGUGUCUCGACCUCUAUGCCAAUGUCAUCCACUGUAAGAGUCUGCCUAGUGUGCUCACCCGGCACAAGGACAUAGACAUCAUUGCCAUCCGGGAAAACACAGAGGGUGAGUACAGCAACCUGGAGCACGAGGGUGUGCCCGGAGUGGUCGAGACCCUGAAGAUUACGACUAAGAGCAAGUCUCUGCGGAUCGCUGAGUACGCCUUCCAGCUGGCCCACGAGAUGGGGCGCAAGAAAGUGACAGCUAUCCACAAGGCCGAAAUCAUGAAACUGACAGAUGGGCUCUUCCUCCAGUGCUGUGCCGAAGUGGCCUCGCGCUAUCCUCAGAUAGCCUUCGAGACCAUGAACGUGGACUUCACCACCAUGCAGCUGGUCACCCAGCCCCAGAAAUUUGAUGUCAUGUUGAUGCCAAAUCUGUAUGGCAACAUUAUUAACAAUAUCUGCAUAGGGUUGGUUCGGGGGGCAGGCCUUGUGCCUGGAGCCAACUACGGCCACCAGUACGCGGUGUUUGAGACAGGCGCAAGGCAAACGGGCAAAAACAUAGCCGCGAAGAACAUUGCCAACCCGACUGCCAUGCUUCUGGCAAGUUGUAUUAUGCUGGAUUACCUUGAGCUCACCUCCUAUGCCACCUGCAUUCGCAACGCCAUCUUGGCCUCCAUGGGCAACAAAUCAAUCCACACGCCAGAUAUUGGGGGACAUGGUACCACAUCAGAAAUCAUUCAAGACAUCCUGAGCCACAUCUAA